This is a messenger RNA of Bombus terrestris (buff-tailed bumblebee), 907 nucleotides long. It is a transcript of the gene RpL10, whose product is annotated as 60S ribosomal protein L10. NCBI's taxonomy places the organism in Eukaryota, Metazoa, Arthropoda, Insecta, Hymenoptera, Apidae. Gene Ontology annotation, cellular component: cytosolic large ribosomal subunit; ribosome. Gene Ontology annotation, molecular function: structural constituent of ribosome. The record is from RefSeq and is a predicted model, not a curated record. Bases 198 to 857 code for a protein of 219 amino acids. Gene Ontology annotation, biological process: translation; ribosomal large subunit assembly. The transcript has 3 exons.
GUUCACUUCUUCCUUGUUCAGUGUCUGUAGAGCUUGCAAAUUAAUAUAUAUUUGAUACUAAUCUAUCUUAAUCUUGAAAUAUCCAAACAUAUAUCCUUCGUUCUCUCAUUUUGUAUCGUUUAAAAUUAUUAAACAAGCUUAUACAAGUAUUAUUUUUGUAUUUAAACAAAUAUUUUUGUUUAUUAUUGAUAGCCAGUAUGGGACGCCGACCAGCCAGAUGUUAUCGAUAUUGCAAAAACAAACCAUAUCCCAAAUCAAGAUUCUGUAGAGGUGUGCCUGAUCCAAAGAUUCGUAUCUUUGAUCUUGGAAAAAAGAAAGCCUCUGUGGAAGAUUUUCCGUUAUGUGUGCACUUGGUAUCAGAUGAAUAUGAACAGCUUAGUUCCGAGGCCCUUGAAGCUGGACGUAUUUGCGCAAAUAAGUAUAUGGUGAAAAACGCUGGAAAAGAUCAAUUUCAUAUCCGUAUGAGACUUCACCCAUUCCAUGUUAUCCGGAUUAAUAAAAUGUUAUCAUGUGCUGGAGCUGAUAGGCUCCAAACAGGAAUGCGUGGUGCCUUCGGUAAACCACAAGGUACUGUAGCCAGAGUACACAUUGGGCAGCCGAUUAUGAGUGUACGUUCAUCUGAUCGUCACAAGGCUGCUGUAGUUGAGGCGUUGCGACGUGCCAAAUUCAAAUUCCCGGGUCGGCAAAAAAUUUAUGUUUCAAAGAAAUGGGGCUUUACCAAAUAUGAUCGUGCUGAAUACGAAGAACUGAAAACAGCCGGCCGAUUGGCUCCAGAUGGAUGCAAUGUGAAAUAUUUGCCAGAACAUGGACCUCUUGAAGAAUGGAAAAAAUUUAGAAAAGUUCUUGCUGCUGCUUAAGCGAAACAAUUUUUUUGUGAUUUUGAUUUAAUUAAACAGAUUGAAAACAA